CACCCUUGCAAGGUAAAGCGGCUCCGAGCGUAUUCGGGAGGGGAGGCCAGGAAGAAAAGGGUGACAGUGAGACGAGGACCCUUCCGAGUUUAACGGCCACUCAAAGUUCGGAGAUACUGCUGCUGAAAUACCUCCUCGAACGUGAAGUCGUUGCUUCUGCCAUAACUGGUGCUGCUAUUGAAAAGGAGCGGGAGACUACGUCUGAUGUGGAUCAACGAAACCCUCCUUAGGUAUUUGGAUUCAGCCAUUAAUUCAAUUUGCACACCAAGUGUGUCGUUUAUUUUCUGUCCUUUGUGGGAUACAUAGUCGUCGCAUUUCUGUAGUCUCCUUCGAGCGCCCGAAUGCAUGUAGACUAGUUUGACCCCGCAGUGGUCUAAGCCCGCGCUACGUCCCGAGACUCAAACGGCGGUGGUCACAGCGCAGUAGGAGCAGCCCGAAUCCCAUCGGAACCAUGAGCCAGGCGGAUAUAUCAACCUGCUCCGCGCCUCAGAGAGUAUUCCAAGAGGCGGUGAAGAAAGGCAACACUAAAGAACUCCAUUCACUGCUACAGAACAUGACAAACUGCGAAUUCAACGUCAACUCUUUCGGGCCAGAGGGACAGACGGCGUUGCAUCAGUCGGUCAUAGACGGAAAUCUAGAACUUGUUAAACUGCUGGUGAAGUUCGGUGCAGACAUUCGACUGGCCAACAGGGAAGGUUGGAGUGCGCUACACAUCGCGGCUUUUGGAGGACACCAAGACAUUGUCUUAUACCUCAUCACCAAGGCCAAGUACUCCUCUGGCGCCAGGUGAUGCGCCUUUCCCCUGCCAGUAAAAAGUGGACUAUCGCGUGACUAUGAAUGCAGGGAGUUUUGUUGCACAAAAUAUGCGGAGCCUUGUAUGCCCCCUAGUGCCUGUCCGGGUAACUGCAGGAGCUGAGGCCUAAGAAGAGUUACUACUGAGCAGGACUAUUAACGGUUUAUUGAUAAGACUGUUCUGUUGCAUGACUGUUGCAGGGAAAAACAAUCUUCAGAUUUGUUAAAAUAACCUGCUUUUGAGAGUCAUGACACCCUGACGUUUGUUCCUAUGCUGCUUUUAUGUAAGUUUAUUUUUGGUGGGUUUUUUUAGUUUUUUUUUUUUAAACAAUAGCCAACAGUGAGUGAAAGAGGGCAAAUAUCAGUUCAGAGUAACAUAAAUGUUUAUAAAAGUCUCCUGAAUGCAGUGUGUGUGUGUGUGUGUGUGUGCGCGUAUGCUUGAAUGCCAGAGACAGAGAGACAGAUUGUAUGUGUAUAUGCAUGUAUGACAACAGAUCAUUCAAAUCUGUGUGCGUAAAGGAAAGAGAAAUGUUGCAUGCACUCCACUGUUUAACUGGUUAUCGUUUGUCUAGUCCUUGAUAAGCCCUGGUUAGACUAAGAAUUCUUUAUACCUGGAGUUACAAAAGAGAUGUUUUCCACCAUCAGUUAUAAACCUAAUAUGCAUUGCAUGUCUUAAACUUGAUAUUUUUACUCUUUAAAAACAUUUUGCACUGAUGACUGUUGUUAAUUUGUUGGCUUCAUGUCAACAUUUUAUUUUUUUCUAAAUAGAAAAAAGGAACACAACAAAAUAUUAUUGUAUAAAAAACUCCAGGUUCUGUUGUCUGUUUUGUGUGUGUUACUUUGUAUAACAUUGUGUUUGCAAAGAGACCUCUAUCUCUUGCUUGGGUGUGUGUGUGUGUGUGUGUGUGUGUGUGUGUGUGUGUGUGUGUGUGUGUGUGUGUGUGUGUGUGUGUGUGUGUGUAAAAAUGUUGAAAUCACAGGGCGCUUCUCUGAAGAGCUCUCCUUAUGUUAAGAAAGGGGAAUAAUAAAUUUGAUGGUAAGAGCAGUGUAAGAAAAAAAAAUUGCACACUGUAUGGUUGUUUUUCUCCAUUCUGUCAUAACAUUUAUGGCGUGAGGGGUGAAGCAGCUUGCUAAGUGUAACAGAAUGACUAGAUUGCUGUUUCUUUUUUUCUUUUUGUGGACCAAGUUGUUUUGUCUUGUGCCUCCAGUGAACAGAGUUUUCAGUUUUGAGUGACAUGAAUGUUUUGUGCUGGUUUUAGCUUUUCUUUUCAUUUGUGUGUUUGUUUUCUUUUUGAACGUUUGUAACACUGUGAUUUGUGUGUGGUCAGAUGACAGAGUGCUGUAAUAUGUUUUGUACAUUUGUGUACAAGCCAGUAAAGAAAUCAUUAAACUUU
Molecule: messenger RNA, 2186 nt
Organism: Electrophorus electricus (electric eel)
Lineage: Eukaryota; Metazoa; Chordata; Actinopteri; Gymnotiformes; Gymnotidae
Gene: nrarpa
Product: NOTCH regulated ankyrin repeat protein a
Cellular component (GO): cytoplasm
Molecular function (GO): phosphatase regulator activity; protein binding; enzyme inhibitor activity
Source: RefSeq, a predicted model, not a curated record